AUGAUAGGGAGACGGGGUUGCGGCCUGAGUGUCUGGUCCCCCAGUUCAGUCAAACUCGCAUUCCGGGAUGCAGGAAGUGCGAUUUGUGUAGUUGUAUUAUUCUUGGGUGGUUUAGCAGCGACCACCUCGUUAGACGGCCCUGUAAUUAUAAAAGAGGCCAUUCACAAUAAGUUUGUAAAGAGCAAGUCUUUGUUUGAGGUCCUUGGAUUCAACCAUGAUGAGGUCAAGUUCCUGAGGAUGUUUAAUUUGUCAUUGGAGUAUUUUGGAGUGAAGAAGUCGGAGGGUGACCUGUUCUGUCGCAAGUACCGGGCACUAGUUCCUGAUACUGGGAUCUGCUGGGACCAGAGCGUGGGGUAUAUCAUUGACGCGCUCACGGUCUUACAUGUGAUUCUUAAAGAGAAGAGCUGCAAUAAAUUACUGCGCAAAAUGGAAGAUAAUGGCGCAGCGGUAGCUCUCAUGUGGGUGGCCCGGAACCUGGAUUAUUUGAGAAUUGAGGCAAAAAAUUAUUUCGCGGUUUACUUGGCACUGUGCGGUUCCCUUGAGAAGAAAAGAAAGGCCGGUCGCGGGCAUCAGGAGGGUUUAGACUGCACAAAGUCCAAGCACAACAUGCGCCCUCUGACGGUGUUUAACACCUUUGAAAUAACGAACACCAUGUUCAGGGAGUACGAGGAGACGUGGGAGGAUUUGCGCUCAAACAAGUUGGAUGUUCUAUAUUUUUUUGCUACUGGUGGAGGGCGUAAGAGUUUUCCACAACUCUGGGAAAAUUUGUCGCUGGAUGGUCUGGAAAGAUGCCUGUCUUUCAACGGAAUAGAUCGCUACAAACAAUUUGGUUUCGUCCCGCCGAUUACAGGUGUUAAACAGCUGGUGUCACAGGUCGCUAGUGCGAGCGUUAUGGAUACGUUUACUUACUCCGAGGGGAGUGAUGCAAAGUCCCUGAGAUAUAGGGUAAACGGAAAAUAUACGACGCCAGCGAAAUCCAUUGCAAAGAGCUGUAUGGGAUUGAGGCGUUUUGGACUGUGGCACAACGUUGGCUUCAUGAACCAGAUCCGCGAGCACUUCCCAGCGUUCGGUAACCUGCAUUAUUUCACCCAGUGA
This is a messenger RNA of Huiozyma naganishii CBS 8797, 1095 nucleotides long. RefSeq lists its product as uncharacterized. Bases 1 to 1095 code for a protein of 364 amino acids. Lineage: Eukaryota; Fungi; Ascomycota; Saccharomycetes; Saccharomycetales; Saccharomycetaceae. The record is from RefSeq and is a predicted model, not a curated record. The transcript has a single exon.